UAUGUAUUUAAAAAUCUAGUUGGUGUUCCGUCUAGAAUUCUCUUUAAACUAUAUGUAUUUUUUAUACCGUGUUCAAUUAAUAGUUAAAGACAUUUUUACAAAAUGAAUAGGAUUUUUGCUUUAAGCAAUUUCCGACGUUUAGUCGAUCACAAUAGAUUUGUAUCCAUGAAAAUAACAGCAGAAGGAAAAGAUGUACCAAAAAAGAAGAACUUUGAGAGUCGGAUAACUUUAAUAGGAUCCGAUAACUCCGUUAGUAUCACAGAUCUAAAGAGCGCACAGAGUUUAUCUGUCAGACGAGAUUUAAAACUAGUUAAAAUACAAGAUAUCGACACAAAAACUAGACGUCCAGUUUAUAAGUUGUUAACAAGUGCUCAAUAUCUGGAAGAGGAAAUUGCAAAGAGAAAAGAAAAGAAGAUUUCUAAAGAAAGUCUACUUAUAAAGGGACAAAAAUUGAUCACAUUAACAAAUAGAAUUGCUGAAAAUGACCUCAUGACAAGUGUGAAGAAAAUGAUAAAACUCUUAGACAAGCAAUUUGAAGUGAAGGUUGUUGUGACUGGGCCAGACAGUGAGGCUAUGGAAAAUCUGGAUAAAAUAUGUUCUGUAAUUGAAAAGAAUACAAAAUCGUCAGGCAAAAUUGUUCAAAAAAGGAAUAAAGGGAACAGUUUGCGAUUUCAGUUGAUCCCGGUGAGAGAUAAAUCUUCCCAAAAUGAGAAUGAUGACUCCAACCAGAACUCAGAAAAUAAAGAUCAUGAAAAAGGCCCACUAUGACUAGCAGUUGUUUUUUUAAGCAUUUUAAUAGUAAAAUAUAUUGUAUACAACAAAUAUUAUUUUAAAUCAUCUAAACAAGACGAUGUAAAAAAUGAACUUAAAUCAUG
Molecule: messenger RNA, 875 nt
Organism: Papilio machaon (common yellow swallowtail)
Lineage: Eukaryota; Metazoa; Arthropoda; Insecta; Lepidoptera; Papilionidae
Gene: mIF3
Exons: 3
Coding region: 103-768 (221 amino acids)
Biological process (GO): ribosome disassembly; mitochondrial translational initiation
Cellular component (GO): mitochondrion
Molecular function (GO): translation initiation factor activity; ribosome binding
Source: RefSeq, a predicted model, not a curated record